UUUUUCUAUUUUUUCACUCCAUUAAUGGAGGGAAGCUCGAACUUUACAAACUCCAAAAACACAGUUUUUUUUUACUGAAAAUCAGAUAUCACUGAAAACCCCCUUUUUUUUUUCUUUGUGGCGCCAUUUGUUCACCAACCCUUUUCAAUUUGAGCUUCAUUCUUGAUAGUACUCUGUUUUUUUUGUAGAUGAUGGAAAUGGAAGAUAAAGAGAGUACAGAAUCUGGGUCACUAGGGGUUAACUCGGAGUAUGAUUCACCACCACCACCACCGGCGGCACCAGUGGUGGCAGCAGCAGUAGCAGGAACAAAUGGGAGUUUUAACAGUGGGGGUGGUGGGGUAGUGGUACCCCAAGUGAUGAAUAUGAGUUUAGGAGGAACUGGGGGUGGAGGGGUGGUGGGUAGUGGGGGUAAUGGGGUAGUGGGUAGUGGUGACAAAAAGAAAAGAGGAAGACCAAGAAAAUAUGAUGCUGAUGGAAAUUUAACACCUCAAUAUAUAAAAGCUGCUGCAGCAGCAGCUGCUAAAGCAGCAGCUGCAGUAGGAAGUGGUGGUGGUGGUGUCGUCGGCGGAGCUGUCACUUCACCGGGUGGUGGUGGUGGAGUGACAUCGCCGCCGACUGGUUUUACUAUAACGUCGCCGGUGCUUUCUUCCGGUGGCUUUUCUUCAUCUAAAAGAGGACGUGGAAGGCCCACUGGUGCUGGUAACUUGCAAUUAAUUGCUUCUUUGGGUGAAUUGUUUGCUCACACAGCUGGAGGUGAUUUUAUGCCUCAUGUGGUUACUGUUCAUACUGGAGAGGAUGUGGCAGGAAAGGUUUAUUCUUUUGUGCAGAAGGGUUCAAGAGGGAUCUGUGUUCUGUCUGCAAAUGGUGCUGUUUCGAAUGUUACGAUUCGUCAGCCUGGUUCUUCUGGAGGUCUAUUGACAUAUGAGGGACGCUUUGAGAUCUUAGCAUUAACAGGGUCAUACACUGUUUCUGAUAACGGUGGCAUGAAAACUAGGUCCGGUGGAUUGAGUGUUUCUCUAGCUGGCCCAGAUGGGCGUGUUAUUGGUGGUGGUAUUGCUGGUUCACUUACGGCUGCAAGCCCCAUCCAAAUGGUGGUUGGAAGUUUCAUGCCAAACGCUUUUAAAACACACAACAAAAGGAAGCAUCAUCAGAUCGAACCAAGAAUGCCUCCAGUCAUCCACAGCUCUCCGGACCCUGUUUCAAUGAUAAGACCUGUCUCACAAGCACCACCGGCGAGCAACAUUACUCUGACUCAGACAUCUCAAAUACCAAUCCACAACCACGGUGAAGCUGACAACAGCACGAGCAACAAAGAUAUGCCGAAUUCCACCUCUACAGACACUUCUGACUGUAAUGGAUCUGAACCAACAUUCGAGCAGAGAUCAUAUCCAGAUAUUAACGUGUCUAUACCUAUGGAGUAAAGUAAAGCUCGACGAAUCGAACCAAAACUUGACUAUAGUUCUUUUCUGCUUAGCUGAUUCCUUGUUUUGUGCUCAUGUCUGUGCUGAUUGUAAUUUUGAGGAAUCAUUAGGACUGCUUUAUUAGAAACUUUUUUUAAGUAUUAUGCUGACAUGACUAGAAAAAGGGCUAAUAUAUCUUUUGUUUUUCUGGUUGUUGUAAUGUUUUUAUAC
Messenger RNA from Solanum stenotomum, 1631 nucleotides. RefSeq names its product AT-hook motif nuclear-localized protein 7-like. Gene Ontology annotation, molecular function: minor groove of adenine-thymine-rich DNA binding. Lineage: Eukaryota; Viridiplantae; Streptophyta; Magnoliopsida; Solanales; Solanaceae. The coding region runs from base 189 to 1421 and encodes 410 amino acids. The transcript is spliced from 5 exons. The record is from RefSeq and is a predicted model, not a curated record.